Molecule: messenger RNA, 1751 nt
Organism: Ictalurus furcatus (blue catfish)
Lineage: Eukaryota; Metazoa; Chordata; Actinopteri; Siluriformes; Ictaluridae
Gene: rgs9a
Product: regulator of G protein signaling 9a
Exons: 17
Biological process (GO): G protein-coupled receptor signaling pathway; intracellular signal transduction; regulation of G protein-coupled receptor signaling pathway
Source: RefSeq, a predicted model, not a curated record
GAAGAACACGAACACAACUUGUGUAGAUUUUAAAGCAAAUACAUCGAAAUAUUGUCUGUGGGAUAUCUUUACACUGUUGAAGGUAGAUGACGUAUACAGGUUGGCUGUGGAGAUUUAAAUGCUGCGCUGUGAUUGGUGGACAAAGCUUUGCUUUUCACGCGCACAGCUCAGGGUCUUUGCACGUCUGGUGAGAGCUGCAGCUCUGCUUGUACGAGUUCAUUCUUUAGGGCCUGCAGAAAAGAAAGAAAGAAAAAAUGACGAUUAAAUUAAUCCGUGACCAUGGACAGCAUUAUAGACCUCGAAUGGCCUGUCUGAAGAAGCUCGAGGCCUUGGUGCUGGCAAUGCAGGACACAAAAUCCGGGGUAAAAUCAUCUGAGCAAAAACUGAACACCACUUCCAUUCCACAUGUCAUCGCAGGACGGGACAUUCUUGAGUGGAUUGCCAGUCAUAUGAAGAUAGAUAAUCAAGAGGCUUGGACAAUUGGUACCAUGUUAGUUGCUUUUGGCUUCAUCUACCCACUGCAAGACCACAAAAGACUCAUCCUGAAGCCAGAUGGCAGUCUCUAUCGCUUUCAGACACCGUACUUCUGGCCUGUGCAGAAAUGGAAGGCAGAAGACACCGAUUAUGCAAUUUAUCUGGCAAAGAGAAACAUUCGAAAGAAGGGGACACUUGAUAACUAUGAACAGGAGAACUACAACAACCUUCAGAAAUGGCUCAACUACAAAUGGGAUUUUAUUGUGAUGCAAGCCAAAGAGCAAUACAGAACGGGAAAGGAGAGGAACAAAUCAGACCGGGUUGUGUUUGAUUGUCAGGAAAGGGCCUACUGGAUAGUUCACAGGCCUCCACCUCAAACUCACAGCGCCAUGGACUACGGCAUGGAUCGGCUCAUCGAUCCUAACACAGAAGAGAAAAAAACCUUUGACUACUAUAGAAGAAUUAUCAUCUACAUUCAGCAAGUAAUCAUGAGACCAAGGGUCAAGUCCUCAGUGUCCCUGGGAGCCCUUGUGAAACACAUGACAACAUAUCACGACCACGAUCCGUUUCUCAACCCGUGUAUUCCCAGCAACCCGUGGCAGAGUGAUGAUGUCACAUACUGGGAUCUGAACAUGAGAAAUGUCGAAACGCCUACAAAGAUGAGAGUUGAGCGCUGGUCCUUCGGUUUUUACGAGUUACUCAAAGAUCCACGCGGCCGCGCCGACUUCAGACUCUUCCUGAAGAAGGAAUUCAGCGGUGAGAAUUUGGCUUUUUGGGAGGCUGCUGAGGAGAUGAAGUGGGGAGCGGCAGCGACCAUAUCUGAGAAAGCUGAGACCACUUUUAAGACGUUUUUAGCUCCAGGAGCUCCACGUUGGAUUAACAUUGACGGUCGGACGAUGGGACUGACAGUGAAGGGUUUAGAACAUCCACACCGCUACGUCCUGGAUGCAGCUCAAACGCACAUCUUCAUGCUGAUGAAAAAGGACACCUUUUAUCGCUAUCUGAAGUCACCAGUUUACAAGGACAUGCAGAAAAACGCGAUCUCACCCGUGCCGCAUAGCUUCACUGAUGCUCAACUGGAGCAAAAGGCUAGAAACCGUAAGCCCAGCAUCGACCCUAUCAUCCUGUGGAAGCAGGAACAGGAGGAAAAAGCCAAAGCGGAAGCUGCGGCCAGACCGAUCGAUAUUAAACAACUGAUGGCCAGCAAACUGGACCGCAAGUGACAGAGUUUAAUGGAAUGGAUUUUGAUUGACUUUGAGAUGAGGCAUUAUAUAUGA